This is a messenger RNA of Mesocricetus auratus (golden hamster), 321 nucleotides long. Its product is annotated as phosphatidylinositol 4-phosphate 5-kinase-like protein 1. The transcript is spliced from 3 exons. The record is from RefSeq and is a predicted model, not a curated record. NCBI's taxonomy places the organism in Eukaryota, Metazoa, Chordata, Mammalia, Rodentia, Cricetidae. Bases 52 to 321 code for a protein of 89 amino acids.
GUGGGCCUGGUUGAAAUCCAUAACACACAUGAUUUUCACAAAGUAACGCAAAUGAUUCAGGAGGGGCUGUGGGCUGCCUCCCAGGUCUCCAUAGACAACCCGCCCAAGGGACCUGCAACUCUGAAAGAUUUUGCAGAAAUCAGGACCCAGGUUCACAAAGAGGGCUUCCAGCUCGAAAUUUUGGCGGGUCCAGCUUUUGCACGCCUAAGGAAACGUGUAGGCCUGAAUGAAGAGGACUAUCAGGCUGCUCUGGGUCCCGGUAACCCCUACCUCCAAUUCAUCAGCACGUCGAAAAGCAAAGCCAGCUUUUUCCUUUCGUGA